Bursaphelenchus xylophilus (pine wood nematode) is the source of this 2482-nucleotide messenger RNA. The record is from the annotation of a GenBank genome assembly. Lineage: Eukaryota; Metazoa; Nematoda; Chromadorea; Rhabditida; Aphelenchoididae.
AUGCCCAAGAUCUACUUCUCCAUUCACCAUAUCAAAUAUAAUGGAGAAACGACGUUGUUGAAUAACCCGUUAAAAGUUGAGAUUCCUCACGAUUUUGACCUCUUGCAAUCGCUGAAACAUUGCCUGUUUUCGCAUAAAAUUCUGCCUGAUUGUGAUCUGCAAUCAGUAACGUUUACGAAAAAUGGGCAUUUCCUGAUGAAUGAUGACAUUCCGAGCAACGGUGCCACAUACGAAGUUGAGGUCCGGGAUGAGAAGGAUGUUUGUUUGGUAGGUCAGAAAGAGCUGGUAAAUGUACUGAGUCCAAUAGAUUUACGGCUAGUAGAGUCAAGAGCUGGAAAAAAAUGUGAAACUUUUUUCGCAACAAAUUUGUUGUUUCUGCAGGAAACGAGCGAGGAUAGUGCCAAAAAUAUUUUUUUUCUGACCGCUCUCUACGUUUCGCAUGCUCUCUUUCACUAAAAAUCUUUGAAUAUUUUGGCUCUCCGUGUAAAGCGUGGGCUAGAACUGUCAGGAAUUGAUACAGCGGGUGGCCUGAUUCAGUGGCAAAAAGCGUACCAUUUUGCACCCGGCAAGUAUCAAAAAUGUGGCAAAAUGCUUCCCUCUCCAAGUGAAAAAACUCCGGUUUCAAAAGCGUGUCGGCUCUUUUUGUGAGGCCCUUCAGAACGAAGUUUUUUCGCUUAGAGAGUGAAGCAUUUUGCCACAUUUUUGAUGCUUCCCGGAUGCAGAAUGGUACUUUUUGGACACUGGAUGGGGUCCGUGACUGUAUAAGGGCAAUCCGGCUUUUUUUAGGACUGCCUUGUCGUUUUGAACAUCGAAGACCCUGUUAAUCAUGGCUAUAGGUUUCAAAAAGUGACCCUAUCGCGCAACUCGACCUUUCACGACCUCUUGCAAACCCUGACAACUCAAAAAAUACUAAAAUCCGUCAAGCACGUCAGCAUCUUCCAAAACGACAACGAAAAAAUCUUCAAUUUGAGCGAGAAAUGCAAGGAUCGAGGGUUCUACAGUGUUUCUUCGAAGAAUAUUUGUUCUGUAAGUUUGGAAAUUGCACUGUAAUUCUGUUUUUUACCUCGACAUUAAACCUUCAUCACGUAUUUUACCCCCGAAAAUGAAUAAAAAUCAAAAUUCAGGUCAUGUUCAACAUUGUUUUUGACAAGAAUCAACGCUUCUCACUUCUCUACGACUCGCCCUCGACCUCAAACGCAGUUGGGCAGGCGUUGGAUAGCACUGUGGAGAAGUAUCUUCCGAAUAUUGGGGUUUACAAUGUGGAGAAGUUGGUGAAAAGGAAGAAUAAUAAUACUACACAGUGCAGUGUGGUGGAUAAAGUGGCGCACGAAGCUGUUUAUGAGGUGUGGAUGGUAAAAGUGAGUGCUUCGAUUAACGACUUCCUUUUAUGAUGUUCUGUCUGUCUGUCGGGAAAAUAAUGUGGAUUUGCGCGACGGACCCACAUUAUUUUCCCGACACAAUGAUAUCAGUCUGUCGGAAAAAUAGUGGUCGAUCUGUCGCUGCGCAUGAAUUUAUUUUCCCGGAGGCGGCGCUAUUAAGCCUAGAAGUAUGACUUUGUCGUUUUUUGCGGCUGGUAAUUUCAACCGAAACAAAAAUUCCCGACAGAUUUUUUUACACAAGUCACGAUUAACGUAAGCUGCAAUGAGCGUUAGAUACAUCUUCGGCGUUUUUUCUCACAUUACACGUGCGGAAUAAAGUUCCCCGCAAACGACAUUGUCGUAAGACGAAGUUGGUCAUAUUGGAAGCUUUAUAAAAGCGAUUAUAUAUAUCCUUACUAUAUGAAACUUAGAUCAGUAAAUAGAUAGCAUUUUCAGCGUUCUUUCAGACUCUCUAAACAGAAGUUGCGAAAUUUUAUUUCAGGUGAAAAAUGAAAAACAAAAAAAACGCAAAGUCAUACUUCUAGACCCAAUAUUUUCGAUACCACAAGCACUCAUUAUUUUCUCGACAGACUCAUCUUAACCAGCGAUAGGCUGGUUGUGAGUCGCAAUGAGUUUUCUUGUUGCAAAGUUUGAAGGGAGGAUGUACGGUGCAAAUCUGCGCCUCUUUCCGAUGACCAGAAGUCCUUGUGCAGCAACUGCUGCUUGCAAAGUGCAUGGUGGAAAACUGUCCAAAGACUGAUAAUAAUAUUUUAUGCAUUGGCCAUCGAUUUGUCUUCUAUUUGACUCUCUUCUUCAGUCUGUAAUUAGCAUGCAUAUAACACUGCUUUCAGGCCAAAGUCACUUGUCACUGCCAAAUCUGGCUAAACGAUCGAUUUCACAAGGAAAUAAGUGUGACGUUGGAUCAGAAUACAAGUCUUUCACAACUUCCAGCUCACAUCCCAAUGGAUGGGAAUGUAAAGAUCUCAAAAAUCCAAUACUACUCCGAAAUUUUCGACGAAUUUGUCGACUACUUUCCUCAAGUCGACGAAUUAUUCGUCUACAACAAUGGAAGGUAUUGUUUACAAUUUACUGGAGCGGUGGAAAGCUUGCAUGAUGUAUCCUGA